CUGCCAUGGGGCCCUGGCAAGUCAGGACUGACGGACAGCCGGGGCGGUUGCGGGGCCCCGUCUCCAGUUCGGCCGUUGGCCGAGUAUCCCGAGAGUCACGAGCUGCUGUUCAACGUUGCCUUCUGCGCCUGCCGCGGCUGCGGCGGUGCCCGCGCGGGCCAGGGUGUCGGCCUGGGCGUCGAGGAGCUGCCCGACGCUGUUUUGCCGCGGGGCCCCAAUGUCUCUGAGGCGCGCCCGCCCAUCAUCGCCGCGGACCUUUGGCCCGAGAUGCGCUCCAUGAAACAGCAGGGCCUGUGCGACGCCUCGACCUGCAUUCUGAUUUCGCAUUGC
Molecule: messenger RNA, 330 nt
Organism: Prorocentrum cordatum
Lineage: Eukaryota; Dinophyceae; Prorocentrales; Prorocentraceae
Source: the annotation of a GenBank genome assembly